AUGGGAAACAAAGGCAUGGAAGACCUUAUCCCUGUUAUGAACAAAAUUCAAGAUGCCUUUGCGCAUAUAGGACAACCAUCGUCCAUAGAUUUGCCUCAGAUCGCCGUCGUGGGAAGCCAGAGCGCUGGUAAAAGUAGUGUUUUAGAAAACUUUGUUGGAAGGUGAGUGUAAACGUUGAUAAUAGCUAUAAAGAAUCAAUCGAUGUUUACAACUCGAAUAUUGGCAUCAACGGCCUGAAUUUAUUUAAUAUUCUAGGGAUUUCUUGCCGCGAGGAUCCGGCAUUGUCACAAGAAGACCACUGAUUCUUCAACUUCAUCCAGCGAAGUCAGGUGAGCCUGGGCCCGGCAAAUUUCAGAAAAGUAAAUGUUUAUUGAAUGAAAUCUGAUCUACAAUGGCUCGUAAAGAUUGUUUCAAAUGUUUAGCAUUUGGAGUGGUAAAUUUAAAAUAGCAGAUCUGUUUUGUUACUUUUCGUCCAGUGAUCGACAUUGUCCUGAUAACAGUUGUGCCCAUUAAAAAAUUUUUGUGUUAACGUGUUCAUUUGAUUAAUAAUUGUAUGCAUUUUAUUCUGCUCUAAUCACUCGGGAAUUAGGAUUACGUGACAUUCUAAAAACAGAGAUGAUGAUCUCUUUUAGUUAAAACCAAAACUGCUGAUUGUAAAUCGUUGUAAAGUAGUCUUGAUGGUAAUGUGGUUUGAACAACAUGCAAUUUUUGUUGUUGCAUUCUGUCAGUUAGUUGAGUUAUUGUAAGGCUCGAUCGAAAACGUAAUGAUUUACAUUUAAGUUACAACCAUAAACUCGCCCCAUCAAGAAUAAAUAAAUAAAUGAAUAAAUAAAUAACAUAAUAAUAAUAAUAAUAAUAAUAAUAAUAAUAAUAAUAAUACAGUAAAAUAAAGUGAAAUCUCAAAAAUUAAAAUAGUAAUAAUAAUAAUAAUAAUAAUAAUGAUGAUCUUAUUAAUAAUUACAAGAGGGUUUCAAUGGGGUUAACUGUUUAAUGUAUAAAAGCUUUUUUUCACUAUCAUAAUCGUAUAAAUUACAAAAUAUUAACUGACAGGCAUAUAAAAACAGGUGAUUUUAAGCGUAUACAGAGCGAAGGAGACCCAAAAAGUAAGAAAUUGAUACAAAAAGAUGAAGACUUUCUACAGUGAAAAGACGACAUGGUGAGAUAGAAUGAUAGAACUGUAUUUUGUCGAUAUUCCUUUCACUGUGUAAGGCUGUUAGCUGAUGUAUAUGCGACUUGCUCUUUGAUGCAACGUUCCGGUACUUGUUCGAGCCUGAGGUUGUCUCUCAAUUCAAAGUAGAUGGGAAUGAGGCUGGAGUUGACCUUGUUUUGAUACAGCUCCCUCUGCUUUCUUGUGAAAAUGAGGUUGUUCUUAUGCUAACUAGUAUUUUUCAAGCACAAUUUCUAUAAGAAAACAAAGGAGGUUUUGUAUUUAAAUAAGGGCCAUCUCAGCCUCACAUUCACUUGAAGGCUAAUAUAUAUAUAUUAUGCCCACAACUGUAAAAUGGUUUAUUGUCUCAGUGUCCUCGCUCCUUGCUUGUGUGAUCAAGAUUGCAAGGAUGGUGAGAGUGUCUAUAAUUCGGCAUAAUAGGACUGAGUGAAGUCUAAUUAGGCCUGUAAUCUUAUGAACGAUUACCGGUAAACAAAAUCGGACUGCCGUGUAGUGAGAGUCCGAUUUGUUGACUCCACUGAAAAGUAUAAUCACAGGUUGUCAAUUGGGCAGGAUGUUUUAUUUCUCCAUUCCCUUGCCUCACCUUGAACCCAUUGAAGAGUGUGUGUGCGAUUGUGUGCGCUGCUCAAUCACUAGGGUCUUAAGGUCCAAUGAUGCCACCGCAACAAGAAAAUCGCUUGAAAAGUGAGUUUGCACUCUUUUAGUCUUUAUUGCGAUUUUUCCUACGCACUGACUUUGUCAAAUGUAGGCAAACCCUGCUGGAGUUGAAUUCCUAUGGAACAUAUCCACGGACAUAUCCAGGUUUUAAAAGAGAAAUUAGAUUUUCAUCAUUGCUUGUUUAUGUUCUCCAUAAAACGUGAAAUUGGGCAUUUUCACAUCGUAGUAAUGCAAAUAUAGAAAAGAAAUGUACAAAAGUGUGAUGCACGAUCAAAGUUGUUGUUUUCGUGUUCUCUUUGCCGUCGCAUCGUUUGAUCUUUAAGUCCUUAUAGUAACACGUGACAUGUACUUUCUCAUUACAUUGUCCAAUUAAUGCUGAAGAUGAUCCGGGCUAACUGUAGGCAAUUAGAUCAGAGAAUUCUGUUAUACAUGUAGUUAUGAUAAGCAGCACAAGGACUUAAUUGUACAGAAAUUCAGAUCGAGCGUAUUUGUUCAAUAAUUUUAUUUACUGAAAGAGGAUGAAGCAGAUUGUGGUGCUGUACUGUCUUCCAGGUUCAACCACAGAUGACAAAUAAGGGUGUCGGGUAGGCUGGAUUUGUAAGAAAUAAUUUAUCUUCAGACUGCAUGAUUUGAUGAAGUGUUGAAGAAUUAAAUAUUACAAAUCAGUACUGGAAAAGUGGGAGAGCACUUGGGACACUUAGGGAAGUGAUUGAUUUGGAAACACCACCCUAUAAACAAUUUUGACGUUUGCAGGACUCACAACCAUGCCAACUAACUGACUAAACGUUUUUUUGCUGCUUACAGACUAACUAGUGUUUUUUUUAGCUGUUUACAGAUUACAGCUACACCCCAUUGACACUCUCUUACAAUAAUAAUGAUAAUAAGUAAAAUGAAACAGGAUAUAGAUUGUGCAAAAUGUUCCUUAUAUCAUGUUCAGAGGGCUACAAAAUUAAUGGUUAAAAAACGAACAUGUUUUGAUGUUCAACUAUCAUCAUUAUCAAGUCAAAGGAAAAGAGUUGUUUGGAAAAUAUAAUAAUUAUUACUUAAACAAUAAUUCAUAACUAGACUGAACUUACAGAUGUAUGUAAGUGUCAAAAAUAAUUGAUCAAACAAAGAGCAUGGCAUGGAUGGAAUCAGCUUAAUCAGCUUGGGAGUUCAAGAUUGGUUUGAGUUUUGAACUCAGUCCAAGUAAAUUAUUGUAAAACUGCCCAUUUUUUAAUUCCCUGGUACAUCUUGUUGUGCAUUAACUCUUUGACUUUUGAUUUUGCAUACUGUACAGAGUUUGCAGAAUUUCUUCACUGCAAGGGAAAGAAAUUUACUGAUUUUGAAGAAGUAAGGAAAGAGAUUGUGGCAGAAACUGACAGAGAAACUGGCAGCAAUAAAGGAAUUUCAUCUCUACCGAUUAAUCUUCGGGUUUUCUCCCCUCAUGGUGAGUGGGUAGUGGGCGUGAUUGGGUGGCUUUUCAUCACUAUAUACAUGAAGUAAUAGGAUUGAGACAGGUGAGUUUCAGUCAGUGAAACACGUGGCCUGGAAGAAAAAAUCCAAUUGGAUUCAAACCUCUGACCCUCUGGUUACUGACCCAGAUGCUCUAACAUUAAGCUACAAGAGACUCAUGGGAGCUCAGAGCAUUAAACUAGAUUCAUGUGCAAGGCAGGUUCUAACAGAGCCCAGUGGUCCCUGGUGCCCAACUUUUGCUUUUUUCAUACAAAUUCUUAUGCUGGGCACCCUAGAUUUUACAGUUUCAGAGCACUGGGUGCUAUUCAAUUUUCCUUAGAGCACAGCCUUGAUGUGAAAAAUAUCCUGCAUACUGCUAGAAUUAGUUGAUCUCAAUGCAUUUUACACAUGCAUGUGCUUUUGCACCAUGAUAGAAUGCCACUCUGAUCACUAGGAAACAGGGUGGAAAAUGUUAAUUUCUAUCUUCGUUUAGAUUGGGGUAUUUCAAAGGUGUCAGAGAAUCAGAAACACACACUUUAUCAAGUCAAAUAUUUGCAUACAAAAAAAGAUUGUCAUUCUUUUUAGAAAAUGUUUAAGGUUUGACUUCUUAUCUACAUGUAUAGACUGUUACACAGACCAUACAUGCUAUAAGAUGACUUCCUUAUAUACUGUGCAAUAAUCAGUUGGAAAUAUUUUUGAUAUUUAUUUAUGAGAAAAAAAAUUGUUUUUAAUGUUGUAUACUAGAAAUGAACCCUGUGGAAGUCCGUCUUCUUUUAAUAAUUAAGUGACACAAACUUAUUAAAGCCAGGUUUCAUUUUGAAAUAAUUGCGAUGUUUUUUUUGGGAGUGUAUCUUACUAGCAAAUUUUCUUAAAUGUUUUAGUGCUGAAUUUGACUCUGGUGGAUCUUCCUGGCAUGACAAAAGUUCCUGUUGGUGAUCAGCCAGCAGAUAUAGAAAUGCUGAUUAGAAGCAUGUUGAUGCAGUUUAUCACCAAACCAAACUGCCUUAUAUUGGCAGUGUCACCUGCAAACUCAGAUUUAGCCAACUCUGAUGCAUUGAAGAUUGCAAAGGAGGUAGAUCCUGAGGGUAAGUUUUUGAUUGCACUUUUUGCACUUGGCCAGUUUUUUGGAGGUGUGUAAAAUAAUAUUGCUCCAAAAAAAUGAUGCAGAAGAAUAUAAAAUUUGAACUAAGGAGAAAUUAUUUUAUCACUUAUUACAUGUAUAUAGUUCAUUCAGUUUUUCACUAGUCCUGGCCUCUGCUGCACUUACUGACUCUGUACAGGAAUAAGUAUCGAAAAGGACUGAACAUUGAUUAAAUUUGUCUUUCGAUGAUUCAGGUGUACGAACAAUUGGAGUAAUAACCAAGUUGGACCUCAUGGAUGAAGGAACAGAUGCCCGGGACAUUCUAGAAAACCGAGUCCUUCCUUUAAGAAGAGGUCAGAGAGUAUUUUUUUUUUCACUGUUGUAUGAAUUCACUGUAGUUGAAAAGUACUACUGCUUAAAGUGACUAUGGGCGCUUUCCAGUUGUCAAAACUGAGCCGCCAGACCAUUCCAGUCAUAAUGAAAAUUUCACUUUUAAUUUAAACUAUCCAGUGAGAUCAAUCAGAUCCAAAAUAGCAUGCACAAAGCAAAUGGUGUUCUACCAAAAAUUCUUGGAAAAAAGCAUUUUUCAUUGUCAAAAUGACUGGUCUGGCUGGCCAGUUCUGACUUUUGGAAAGCGCCCUAUAAUAGCAGGCUACACUAAAAUCAAAGUCUUUUACUGUUCUUCCAGCCCCAGUUGUUUAAAAGGUGGAAAAUGCUGUCCACUGAUAAUUCUCUAUCCAGUGGUUGGUGCAAUUGGUUUCCCUAACACUUAUCCACUGGGUAGUGAUUUGUCCAGUGAAUAGCGCAAUCCAGUGUUUGAACAACUAGGCCCUGGUCUCUGGGCAAACAAAGUUAGUUAAUCAAAGUGAGUUAACUGCCAGGGGCCCCUUGGCACUGCUAGAGCAUACCCUGUUAUUGGCAUGCUGAGUACAUUUUUGAGCCUAGUCAUCCUAUAUUUGUCAUCAAUGAAACUUUCCAGUGUGUCCAGUACCUCCAAGGAGAUAUUGAAGGGAUAUGCUGCAGCCAAGCCAAAUUACUGUUUUGCUUGCCAAUGAUUGCACCAGCUGGAGGAAACUUAUGGUUGCCUGCUUGAUGUUGAUGAUGAUGAUGAUGAUGAUGAUGAUGAUGAUGAUGAUGAUGAUGAUGAUGAUGAUGAUGAUGAUGAUGAUGAUGAUGGUAGCAAUAGUCAAACUUUGGUUUCUUUGCCAUAAUCAAAAGUUAAGCAGGGCUGUCAUUAAGAGGUGGGGGCUGGGGAUUUCCCCCGGCUACUUUGAUAGGAAAAUUGAAGAAAAAUGGAACCAAGAGAAAUCCCUAGCUGUUUGAUUCCCCCAUACUUGUUGUAUUUACCCAGCAACUUGAAGUCUCAGUGACAACCCUGGUUAAGAAUGUUGACUUUAUUGACUUUAUUAAUUUUUUGCAGGCUACGUUGGAGUGGUAAACCGAAGUCAAGCUGACAUUGAUGGGAGAAAAGACAUCAGAUCGGCUUUAGCUUCUGAACGUAAAUUUUUCCUCAGUCAUCCUUCAUACAGGUGAGAGCGUGAACUGAAAUCAACGUUCCAGAAACAUUUAGCGCUAUUGAUUUGCAUAACUGAUGUAUCCAGUUGGUACUGAUUCUUUUGGUAGAUAGGGCUAUCCAACUUUUGAGCAACUUAGGCCAGGCCUAUUAGUGACACUAUGGUUGUUUGUAAUUGGUGUGUUAUGAAUUUCACUUGUGGCUGGUGGUUCUUAAUCCAAAGUUGGAUGUUAGAUGUUGUGUUGUCUGAUCAGUGCUUCUGGAAUCUCAAUUGGAUAGCCUCAGUGACUGUGCUGUUUUUUUUUCUUAGAGAUACAUGUAGGGAUUUAUUUCCUGUAGAUGCCGUUUCAUAGUAAUGUUCUCCUCACUCUCUGCAUUUUUAGGAUCUGAAAUUGGCAUUCUGUGCUUGCUAAAUUGCAGCAAAUCCCAAAGAGAUUGAACAAAGUGAUUGAUAGACUUAUGGUCUGUUGUUUGUCAUGUAUAAUUAUGUUAGAGGUCAGAAUUAAAUUCAGGUAAAAGUUUUUUUAACCAAGGUUGAUUCUCAGUUUCCUUUGUCUUCUAGCCCUGAUUAUUCAUGAAUUAGGGCUAGGAAACAAAGGAAUUUGAGAAUCAACCUACAUGUAGGUUAAAAAAUUUCAACUUAAAUUUGAUUUUUACGUGUAACAAGUACAUUUACAAUGUACAUGUUGUAAGUUUUUACUUCUGUAAUGUUGAUUAUCAUUUCAGGCAUUUAGCAGACAAAAUGGGAACUUCUUAUUUACAAAAGAUCCUUAACCAGGUAAGAUGCAGGAUAAAAUAGACAUGUUAGAAUAUGAGAACAGGGCGUCACCCCCAUCUGUUUCCCCCACUUUCUUUUCUUGUUUCCAACCUUGCAUCAGUGACUGUGGAAUGGGUACCUAACCUCCCCACUGCUUAGGUGCAAAUGACUGGGUUACCAGGCUUUGUUAAUAUGAUGGUAGAGUGGCUUACAUGUAUGUGAUCAGGGCUCAAAACUUGAACUGAGCUUGUCCAAGCAGCUCUUACAUUUUGCUUGGCAAGGACCAUUGAAUGCGUGUCUUGGAGCGUUAACCAUUUGUCAGAACUGGCUGGCCAGACCAGUCCAGUCAUUUAGAGAAUUCCACUGUUACGAUUAUCUAGCCUGCAGAUCUGUUUAUUCCUAAAAAUUAAUUACAUGUUAAUAGACUGUACAUGUAUGCACAGGAGACUAAUAUUUCAUCUUCAAAAUGACCAGUCUGGCCAGCCAGUUCUGUCAUUUGGAAAGUGCCAUAGGUUAUUGAAUAGAUGUAAUUUCAAAAUGGCAUUCUUAGACCCUUACCCACUGAAAAAGUGAGUUACAUGUAAAAAGUUACUUGCCCAGCUGGCAGCAGGAAAAUCUACGAUGCACUUGCCCCAUGCUACUGGAUGGAACCUUUUUUGGGCCCUGAUUGUAAGAAGCCCCUUGAUGCUUAAGACACCCAUCCUGAUCCACUAUUUCGUUGUACAUGUACGAUCUAAAUUUUAUGUAAUUUUUCAGCAAUUGACUAAUCACAUUAGAGAAACAUUGCCAGCUCUCCGAAGCAGAUUAGAAGAGAACAUCAUGGCACUUGAGAAGGAGGUUAAAGGAUUUGAACACUACAACCCUGAUGACCCAUCCAUGAAGACCAAAGCCUUGAUGCAGUGAGUGGCAUACAAAAGUUCUUAAUUAACAAAUGAAAUGACCUAAAAAACUAGCCCUCAUCCCAACGUAAUUUAACCCUGGUUAAUAACGUCUGCGAAGCAGCAUCUGUAAGAUUCUUCAUCUUGUUAUGGGUGCGCAACGGAUUCAACAAAGUUUAAUUACCAGGCCCCAGUUGUUCAAAAGUUGGAUAGCGCCAUCCACUGGAUAAAUCUCUAUCCAGUGGAUGAUACAAUUGGUUUCCCUUGUACUUAUCCACUGGAUAGAGAUUUAUCCAAUGGAUACCGUUAUCCAGCUUUUGAACAACUGGGGCCAGAAGUGUAUUUAGAUUUUCCUUUCAACCUGAUCGGCAAGUUGACAAUGACUUUUUUAACAGGCCAAUCAUGGUCUGACUUGAAUCUUGGCACACAGUUCGGGACCCAGAACAAGGAUUUUGGUGCGUUUUGCAGAUGGACUUGACAAGAGUUUAGUUUCGUCUUUGGUGUAGGCUCAAUUUUUUUCUCGUGUGGUAAAUUGGUCUUAUGUAAAAAGUGAAAAAUUAAUGACAUGUGGAGCUGCUCACAAGUCUUUGACUAAUAACUGUUUUGUACCAAAGCAGCCAUCAACUUAAAUGAUUACCUUCCCUUGCACACGUCUGAGUACAGAUGUACAGCUGUAUGUGAAUUUUCCCUGACCACGAUUAGGAACCAUCUUGGAUACCAAUGACUGACAAAUGAAUAUAGAAAGCACACAUUUAAUAAUAGUAAUGUUUUCUUGAAAGAAUCAAGGUGCUAUUUUCUUUAUACUUCAUUUUCCCUCAUCUGAAACAUCUCCCACCACACCCCAUUCUAAUCCAUACAAUGUGUAAUUAUCAUUUUCCUUUUUGUAGUUGAAUUUUUUUUAUGUUAAUUGUUUUAUUAAUAUUGUUAUUAUCAUAGGAUGAUUCAACAGUUCAAUAAUGAUUUUGAGAAAGCCAUUGAGGGAUCUGGAGAUCAAAUUGAUACAAAGGAACUUUCAGGUGGAGCCAAGAUAAACAGAAUAUUUCACGAGCGAUUUCCAUACGAGUUAGUCAAGGUAAAAUGGCUGUUAGUAAAACAUUUAUGCAAUGUAACUUAGAAGUCAAUAUCCACUGAAUAUAAAAAGUUUCAAAAGGAUUCUUAAAAGUAAAAUAAAUAAUGUGCAGCGGCAAAUUGGGGGGUCCAAACUUUGGUUAAGAAAAGACUGUUGAACUUUUUUGUGGCAAAUUACUUUUCACAGAGAUGACCACAUGUUUUUAUCUAAUCUGUGAACGUCGGUUGCCGUUGGCGCGGGAAAUAGGGAGCUUUAGCAUCGACGACGGUAACGGCAGCGAAAACGUCAGUUUUAAAAUGAAUUCCCGUUUUUUCAAUCUUUGUCGCGUUUAUUACAAUAUUUUGACUUAAUUUCUUUGGUCCUUAAGAGUAUAUAGGCUGUGGAAAAAUUGUUGUCGAUUUGUACACGUGACUCACACAACAGUUCUUAUUUUUCUGCAAAGUGUGUACCGCUCGUGUCUGUUGCUUCACGCUCGUGCCCUCAAACCAAUCCGAACACUCCACAAUAAUACCUGUUGUGCAGUCUAGUGAUAGUCUGUAAUAACUAACUAGUGUUUCGUCAUAUGAAAUCUUAGGUUGAGUUUGAUGAAAAGCAGUUAAGAAAGGAGAUAAUGUUUGCUAUAAAGAAUAUUCAUGGUAUCAGGUUAGUAUUCUACAGUUUUUGGAAACAUGGCUGAUAAACACGACGAGAUUGCUCCCCCUUUUAGUUUUCUAUUCUACUUUGGGUUAAUUAGCUAAUUUAAAAAAGGUGGACAAAUCCAUCCGGUGAAUAACGCAAUUGCUUUCCCUAGUACUUAUCCGCUAUCCUGCUUUUGAACAACCGGGGCCAGAUUCCAGAUUCUAUAUAGGAUAGAUUUUCUAUAUUUACCAAAUAAUCUCCAGAAAUUGUGGUGAACAAGUUUCUCCAGACGCUUAUUUUGGAAACCAGGCUAAAUAGAAAACUCGAAUCCCAAAUUUGCCAAUUUUUAAAUCCCGUUUUUUUUUUGCUUUAGUAAAACUGGGGUUUUCGUUAUUUGAACUUCAUCCUUUCGACUUAUUGGAAUUCUUUUUUGAAACUUGACGAUAAUUUGGUGAUUGUUUGAUACGUUUUCUGUUCGUAUGUGAAUGCAGGGUUGGUCUGUUCACUCCUGACAUGGCAUUUGAAGCUAUUGUCAAACGUCAGAUUGAUAAACUCAGAGCUCCUGCUGUGAAGUGUGUGGACUUGGUUAUGUCAGAGUUAGUGAAUGUUAUCAAGAAAUGUUCUUCCAACGUGAGUGAAUUCCAUUUUUGUACAUUUGUUUUAGGGUACUAAGACAAUAAAACUCUGUAUAUAUCAACAGGGCUGUGUCGUGCACAGCUAUCUAGUUCAUUUUACUUGUAAUGCCAAGGUUAUUUUCUUCCCAACAAUGUGUAAUACAACAACCAUUAGAUUCGGGGAGCAAGGGUGGCGCAGUGGUGAGAGCGCUCGCCUCCCACCAAUGUGGCCCGGGUUCAACUCCUGGAACGCACGGACGCGUUUAAACGAGUUCAUAUGAACUCCUAUGUGCCUCGUGGGCAAACAAGCAAUUUACAAUUUUUUUUUGUAAAAUCCGAAAUAAUCCAGGUCUCGGUAAUGGUUAUCAGCUUCGGCCAUCGGCUCGGCAGAUUAUCCUGGAUAUCACAAAAACCUUAUCCAUUAAUGUUUUAGUAAUAGUUAUUAACACUCUUUUUGAAUUGCAGAUGGACAAAUACCCACUGCUUAGGGACCAAGUAGAGAAAAUCGUGGUGCAACAUGGAAGAAAAGGAGAGGCUAAAUCUAAAGACCAGGUACUGGACGGUGUAAUAUGCAGUGGUGUAUUUUUUAUAUUAUUCGCGUGAACGUGAGAUGCCGAGGGUGUGGUAGUAGGCAGUAUUUUUGAGAGUGAUGUCUUAAUGUUUCAAUUCAAGGCACACAAUGAAAUGCCAUUCAGUAUUUUUUUAAAUUUAGAUCUUGGAGGAAUUUCUUUGGUAAAUGUCUUUUGAGGAUGAAAGACGCGAGAAAACAGUUUCUAAGCAGUUCUCGGCGAGAACCCUUUUCUAUCCCAACCGACCAUGAAGAAAAAAUAAAAUUGCGUUGUUGUUUUACUGUCAGUUUUCAAAACUGUUUCUGGUAUUAUUUUGAUUGGUUUCACAAGAAGCCUUACAUUCUUCUCUUGUUAGGUUAAAACGUUUAUCGACAUGGAACUUGCUUACAUUAACACGAAUCAUCCGGAUUUUAUCGGAUACGCAGAGUAAGUAUAUCGUAAGAUAGACAUUUCAGUCGGUCAGAUACUAUUUUUGGCCAAUCGUAACAGUUCAUAAUCGGAGGAAAAUUUCUGUCAGCAGUUUUUCACUGUGUAAAAAUGGGGUAUUUGGCUUCAAAUGGUUAUAAUCGUUCAUGAAAAAAAAUGACAACUCAAUAAUGAACUGGUCAACAAAGUAAGAAUUUUCUUAUAAAUCAUUUUAGAACAUCUGAGGACAGCUUCCAAAUUUAAGCCCCCGGAGGGGCUAGUUAUUAUUAUAUGAAGAUUUUUGCAUCUCGAAUUUAUGGGGCUUGUAAUUCGGGGGGUUGUAAAAAACCGAAGGGAAAAUACCGUAAAAUUCCGAAAUAAGCCCCUCCAUGUAUAAGCCCCUCCAAAUAUAAGCCCCCCAAACCGGUAACGCAAAAAACCCUCCGUCAAAUCGCCCCUCCGAAUAUAAGCCCCCCGGAGCUUGUAUUUGGAAAAUUGCCCUCAAAGACAAAGUAAAACAAAGCAAAAACGGUAAAUUUACUUCCAACUACAAGGCUAGCCCAAUCGAUUUUGAAACGCAAAUUUCCCUCCGUAGAUAAGCCCCUCCAAAAAUAAGCCCCUCAAAAAGGGCCUUUGAAAAAUAUAAGCCCCGGAGCUUAUUUUCGGAAUUUCACGGUAUGCGGAAUUUUACGGUUGAGCAGGUAUCAAGCGCCGAAGAAUACGUGCGAUCAAUACACAACUGGGGUUGGAUGUACUUCUGAUUGGUUUAAACAUAGGCACGUUUUACGUGCAUGAGCUAUUUUGAAUGCUUCAGUGUAACAGUAUCGGCAAUCUACCGUCUUAAUCCUAAAGUAAGGCUAUGUUUUGUGCGAAAUUGGGUAUUGCUGUACGUUAAUGAAAACGAGAACCGCAGCGCAUAGCUUAUUCGAUCUGAUAAAUUCACUUUUCUUUGUCUUUCCUUAAGACAUCUGGUGCAAAAUAAACAAAUUGUUAAAGUACUAUGAAUAUCAACUCACCAAAACUCGCUUAGAGGGAAGACUUGAAGGUUUCAAGGUUUCCUCAUGGUUUCUUAAGAUAAAGAAGGUCGUCGAAUGCCGAAUAGCUAAGAUUUUCAUCAUCGGUGUAGAUGGUUGCAUCGUCAUUAUUCACGAAGUUAUCACGUGCGAUUCUACUUUAAUGAAACAGUCUUUAACUCUGACCACUUAAUUCUAAGAGUGUUAUGAGUUUUUGCUUCUUAAAAGAAAAGAGCCUUUUCUUAGGCACUAGUUACAAAACUAAAGAUGUCUUCAUACGUUCAAGUUACUACUAUUGCGUGAGAAUCACACAGUUUGCACGUGAAAGUGUCGUACUUGCCCCUUUCGUGGUUCGUACGUGAGGGAAUUCGAGUUAUCACACAGCAAUCCAGUAAACAGAAUUAUAAAAAUAACUCAUGCACACAAUUUGCACGUGAAGAGGUUGGACUUUAGCCCUUAUACAAUUCGUUCGUAAAAAAAAAAAAGCAAAUUGUUUGCUAGAAAAUUUUCUCAAACUAUUUUAAGAAAUCACCUCGGCUUUACAACAUCUGCAAUUAAAUUAUGCUUCAUGCAACGUCAAGGUUGAUAGCCUAACAUUUAUUAACUUCCAACAAAAUUAUCAACUGAAACUGCCGAAAUGUAUUUCUACUCAUAUCAUGUUAUUCCUCUCAAUAAAACAAUAUCUUAAUCUAAUUAGUGUCAACUAGCUUCCUCCAAUUUAAUUCCCUAACGCAACUAGCUAUUUCUACUUAAAGCCUGGUUUCCACUUGUCGUUUGUCGGUAGUCGGUUAAAAUUUUCGAUCUUUAUCGGUUGUCGGUAAAUCUCGGUCAAUAAGAAAAAACGCUUGUAAAUUAUUAAUAUAUUUUUUAUGUAUUUCACCCAGUUUCAAGACUUUGAUUCCUAAGGAAAAGACUUGGUAAAAUACAUCAUCCUCUCCAGUCAUGUCCAAUACUGCCGCACUGUUACGGACCGUUAAGAGCAGUUAACGGACCGUACGUUCUGCACAAACCGUCACUAUUACUCACGGUCCGUAUGCUGAGCACAUACGGAGCGUGCAUCUCAUUAUUACAUGAGGGCACAAUGCGUUACGGUUCGUUCGAUCCGUACGGUCCGAAGACAUACGGAGCGUGCAUCUCAUUAUUACAUCAGGGCACAAUGCGAUACGGUUCGUUCGAUCCGUACGAUCCGCACGGCAAGAAAGGCGCACUCCUACUGUAAUAUUCCUUGUUCUAUAAACCAUAAACCAACACAAGCGCAAAAACCAAGAAAGGCGCACUCCAAAUUUUUAUUAUUCCUCGUUCGGUUCCACGUUCUAUAAGCCAUAAACCACAACAAGUGCGCUCCAAAUGUAAGAUUCCUCGUUCUAUAAACCUAACCUACAACAAGCGCGCUCCAAAUGUAACAUUCUUCGUUCUAUUAGCCACCAUCCGCACGGCAAGAAAGGCGCACUCCAAAUGUAAUAUUCUUCGUUCUAUAAACCAUAAACCAACACAAGCGCAAAGCCACACAUUCCUCGUUCUAUAAACCAUAAACCAGCACAAGCGCAACAACCAAGAAAGGCACACUCCAAAUGUAAUAUUCCUCGUUCUAUAAACCAUAAACCAACACAAGCGAAAAGCCACACAUUCCUCGUUCUAUAAACCAUAAACCAACACAAGCGCAACAACCUAGAAAGGCACACUCCAAAUGUAAUUUUCCUUCCUCUGUAAAUCAAAACAACCCAAAAACCACGGUAUGCACGCUCUAAGUUUUUAUGCUUGUGUCUAAAUGUGAUGUUGUUGUAAGUAAAAAACCAAAACAAGCGCGCUUGAAAUGUAAGAACAAUCGUCAAUAAGUUUAUAAUUAAUAUAAGCACGCACCGAAUGUAAAGGCAAGAUAAGCAAGCACCAAAAAUGUAAUAUUCAAACGUAGUAUUUCUUUAUAUAACCAAGAUAAGCAUGCUCUAUAUAAAUUUAAUGUUCCAUCUCUAUACGCCAAAAACAAAAGAAAGCGCACUUUAAAUGCAAAUGUUCUUCGCUUGCUUUUCUUACUACGUUUGCUGCACAAAACAAAUGUCAUUUUCGUUAUAACACUGCUCCUCGUUCUAAUGUCACAAACGAGGGCACGCGCGCUUCAAAUGUAACAAUCGCCUCGUUUUAUAUAAGCUGUCAAAUUUUUCGCAAUAAGCACGCAGUACUUUAUAUACUGAUAAACAUGCUCUAUAUCAAUUUAAGUUUCCUCUUUCUAUACGCCAAAACAAAAGCAAGCGCACUUUAAAUGUAACUUUUCUACGGUAAAACUGUAAGAACAAUCGUCUGCAGUUUAUGAAAUAGGAAUGUUGAUGCGAACAUAUUUUCACAACGAAGUAUAGUCGUCAAAUACUACUUAAAAAGUACUCUUAUUGGUUAGAGACUUUUAUUCUUUUGGUGGCUCCUAAAAGAGCCUUUUUUUUGUGUCCUGUAGUGCAGGGUUUUUCCUUCUUUUAUGAUUUUUCUUGGAUUUUCUAGGUUUUUCUGCUGCGUCUUGUUGGUGCUGUGAUUACUGUUUCGGUAGUCCAUUUAAAUACAAAAGUUUGUUGUGGUCUACGUCAAAGUAGAACCGUGUUCCUCUCCUUUUGUCGAUCCGUUCGAUCCGUACGGAUCGACAAACCGUAUAUAACCACUCUUGCCAUGAAAAUAUUCUAAGUCCCACUAAUUAGAUGCUAUUUACGGACCGUAAAACACUCUUUACAGAGCGUAUAUCCCUUUUGUCGAUCCGUUCGAUCCGUACGGAUCGACAAACCGUAUAUCACCACUAUUGCAAUGAAAAUAUUCUAAGUGCCACUAAUGAGAUGCGAUUUACGGACCGUAAAACACUCUUUACAGACCGUAUACCCCUUUUGUCGAUCUGUUCGAUCCGUACGGAUCGACAAACCGUAUAUGACCACUCUUGCCAUGAAAAUAUUCUAAGUGCCACUAAUGAGAUGCGAUUUACGGACCGUAAAACACUCUUUACAGACCGUAUACCCCUUUUGUCGAUCCGUUCGAUCCGUACGGAUCGAUAAACCGUAUAUCACCACUCUUGCCAUGAAAAUAUUCUAAGUCCCACUAAUUAGAUGCUAUUUACGGACCGUAAAACACCCUUUACAGACCGUAUACCCCUGUUGUCGAUCCGUUCGAUCCGUACGGAUCGACAUGUGGCUUAUACGGACCGUUACGGUGCGGGUGUAUUGGACAACCCUCAUUGCAUUUAAACUUCAUUAACUUGGUUUGUUUAAGCAACAUGAUCGUUUACUUGACCUUUGUUUGCCCAUGUAGUAGUGAUAAAAUCACCAAAACUUUUAUUGUAAAUACGAACUUGGUUUCCCUGUUGACGACAGGGCACAAUAAAAACUGAUUAAUUAAUGGACACAGAAAAAUCGCCCACUCUAGCCUUUUGGAUACUUAGAUUAUUUUGAGUGAAAAACUGGAAGGGGUGACAGGCUGCACUUCUAUUAAUUCCUUUAAUAUUUUGGCUCUAAGCAUGUCAUCCUCUGCCAUCAAUUUUUCUUUCUCAUUAAAGCUUCUUUUGAAGUGGACACUUAAGAGCUGGUACGUGUCACGAAAGGCAAUCUUUCUUUUCUCAGCUUCCCUGUUGUUUUGUUUCAGGGGCGCGGUAUUCUCUCUGUGAGUUUUACUUCUGAUAGCAAUUUGUCUUUCAAAAUUGUGCGGCUAGCCUCUGUCCAUCAAGCGCUUUUUGAAAUCUGAAAUACUUCUCCUUUGACAAAUCUAUUUAACACUUGCUCUCUGUGAGUUUUACUUCUGAUAGCAAUUUGUCUUUCAAAAUUGUGUGGCUAGCCUCUGUCCAUCAAGCGCUUUUUGAAAUCUGAAAUACUUCUCCUUUGACAAAUCUAUUUAACACUUGCUGGACGACAAGAGGUGAAAAUUAUGUACUGGAAAUGCUCUUUAGUUUCUGAAAACAAAUGUCGAUAAUGUCGGUCCAUGUCGGUAGUCGGUUAAUUUUUUCCCUGUCGGUAGUCUGUAAUUUGUUCUCGUUUUCUCGGUAGUCAGUAAUAUUUUUCGUCUUUUGUCGCUAGUCGGUUAACCCCGUUAACACCCCCAUAAAUACGUGCGUUGUACCGUUAGCCGAAUUCGGUCAGAAAUGUCUUGAAGCAGCAUCCACACUAAAAUAUGAACCCUUAAACAGCUGCAUCACUGUACACAGCGUUUAAAUCAUGAAGAUAUUUAAUGUAAUGGUUCUAAACACCUGUAGCCGUAAUAAAAGACAAAAAAAUUGUGAAGAAUCAAGAUGGCGGUCUCAAAGUGCCCUUGUUCGACCUUUAGCAAUGCUAUAUUUAAUAAAUGCCAAGAUCUCAUUGGUUCCUAAGCAUCAACUCAUAGUACCUUCAGCCUUAUUGGCUCUUGCAACAUACAUCCGAACAUGCAAAGCCACAAAGAUACAUACGCUCACACCACUGACAUAUGAGCUAUUUUUUCAAAAUAGCUCAAAAAGUGAAGCGACAGUUUUCAGCCAAUUAAAAAGUGAAGAAAAGGGAACCAAAACCAACCUCGAAAUGCUUUUAAUUUUGUUAAAUAGCCGUGUACAAAAGUGACGGUAUUAUUAGAAUAGUCCUGACUUUUUCAUGUAUGUUAACUGUUUACCAGCAGUAAAAAGGUGAUUUGUUCUUUUUUUUUUUCUGAUACUACCUUAGGGCAUCAAAUAACUCCAAUCCAGGCGAAAGAAAAACAAAGAGAACUGUAUCCAACCAGGUUUGUGCUUAAAGAAACCAUUCUUUGUGCAGCAGACUUUCUCACUUCUAUGUCCUCUCACACUCACAGCGCUCAAUGCAACGGUGCAUGCUAAGUUGUUAGCAGAGCCAAAAUUAUUGAUAAAACCAUCGAGCCCUAAACUUCGCAAGUUGCAUGUAAAUGGGAUGACCAUAUAACACACCCAGGGAGACGAUGUGCACAAGAUUUUUCCUAAGAGCCACCAAAUGUGUUGGUUUGCUUUCAUUCAAUAAUCGUUUCUUAGUGAACGGAUACUAGGGCGUGUGCUGUUUGCCUGAUUGUUUAUUUCAAGGUUGAAGCUCUCGUGAGCGGAGACCCUCGGAACAUGGGAGUACUGAAGCAUGGCUGCUUACGGGAAUUUGAAAAUACAGAGUUUAUAUGAGAGUCGAGAGAAAACGGGGAUUUGUGAAGGUGGCCGUAAGUAGAGCUGUUGCCCGCUUACGAGUGUCCUCCAGGAGAGCUUUCGCUGUAUUUCUGUUGUUUCCCUCUUCUUCUGGUACAUGGUUACUGGAGCAUGGCCGCUUACGGGAAUGUGAAAAUACAGAGUUUAUAUGAGAGUCGAGAAAAAACGGGGUUUUGUGAAGGUGGCCGUAAGUAGAGCUGUUGCCCGCUUAUGAGUGCCCACUAGGAAAACUUCCACUGUUCUUUUUUUCACUCUUCUUCUUCCUCUUUAUUUUCUUUCCUUUUAGGUGAUCAGGAAAGGCUGGCUCACGAUAAGCAAUGUUGGAUUUAUGAAGGGUAUCAGCAAAGAAUACUGGUUUAUACUAACAGGUUAGUUGGAGAGACUUAGGGUUGGUCAUUUAAGCAAAGCCUCACUCAGUAGGCCUGCAAAUAUGUUUUAAAAGUUUUUUUGUAAAUAAUAAAUGGUAUUCUUGCUGGAAUGUAAGACUUCUUGACGCUGCCUUCUUAAAAUGGCUCAGAACGCGGUUUUGUUAAACACCGUUUAAAUUAGAUCAUCUAACAUUGUACGUAUGUGCGAUGCUGUACUUGAUGUUGGCUGGCUUUAAGUCUUUUGCAUUGAGAAAAUAUUGUUUGUAUUGGUUACUGUUUCUCUCAGUGAUUGGCCAAAUAUUUCCCGCUGCACUUCUUUGCCAAAAACGACUGGAAAAGCCCAAACCGUGGCUUUAAGUUGUUGCUUCGAUACGUUAUUUGCUUAUUUUUGUAGCCAGGACUUGUGUUGGUUUUACGACACUUAAUUUAAAGCCGUUUGCUCAGAGUAUGGAUAUUUAAAGUGUUUCAUUUUUUUUCUGGGAGCCUUUUGUACCGAUUUCAUUCGACUUUUUGUCAAGUCACCUUGACAUUUAAGUCUGGUGACAAGUUGUUUUGGAUUGAUGUUUUUAUAAAGUUAAUUAUAUUGCUUCGAUCAAGAUUUCGCGUUGAGAAUCAAUGUAGGCAUGUACCGUAUUUACUCGAUUAGCGCCCAUCCUCGAAUACGCGCCGACCCCGAAGCACCCACCCUGUAGGUAGGAAAGGUAACUGAGCGUCAGUGAUCACAGUACUAUUGUUCACACAUCAAUACUUAAAUUGUAUUCUAGUUUCAGAGUUGAUGCAGGUGGGGUUAAGAAGACCUCCAUUUUUAUCCUCACUCUUAACUUUGACCAAACUUUAUAUCCUGGCGUUAGUAUGAUGUCCAUUUCAUUUUCAUUUCAUUUCAUUUCAUUUCACUUUUUUUAUUUUUAGCCGAAACUCUUUCCUGGUACAAGGACGAUGAGGUAGGUUUCAAACUUAUUAAAGAAACCUGAGGUCAUGUUACAGGGCACGUUUCAGGGAUGAAAUGAAAAGACAAAUCUUUUUGUGGGUGGUUAUACUUCUGAAGUAGGGAAACGCAAACUAUUUUUGCGGGUAAUAUGUCCCCUUAACAUGUGGCAGUUCAAAUAACUGUCAGUUAAGCAAAAUGUUGAGAGGCCGUUUUUACGGUUGUACAGUGCUUCUCUGCAACGCUUUCAAGCGUAAUUUGGCCAGUCAGAGGCAGAAUUCUGUCUCCCCGCUAAACGUCCCUGUGACAUGCCUGUUUUGCGUGUGCUUGCUGUUACAAGUGGCUUCGGCGUGUCCUGCAGUAUGACCGAGCGUGUUUAUAGAGCGUAUUCACACGACGUCGCUGCGGCCAUGUUGGUCUACCAAGAAAAUCCUGUGGGAGUUGAACUCUUUCCUUAUGUAAAUGCUUUCUUUUAUUCCAAUGAAUUUGCACAGAUGCUGGCCACCUCAGCGUGCAAAGAAAGUAAUGUCCGAUAGCCCGGGGCUAGUGGAUUUUGCUAUGGGGCUAGUAAAUUCUGUUUUUAACUUGCUUGACGGGCAAGUGAUAUUUUUUGAGCAAUUGGAAUAACAGAAGAACUGUGAAAUCAAUUCUGCUGGUCAAAAAGCUUUUGGGGCGAGUUGAAAUGAUGUCUGCGCUAGUAAAUGCUAGCUUCAGCUUGCCCGAAUGGCAAGCUGUAAAAAUGAUAUUCUUCGCACCCUGCACCUGAGUCAAUACGCUCUAUUCUUCUAGAACGCGCCACUUUAGAAGCGAUCACGGGACUGGUGCCGAACGCGUCGGUCAGCUAUUGGCCAGUUAUUUUUCAUGUCCCCAUUUCCAGCCCCAGAAGUCUUUGCAAACGUUUUUCCGACCCAGCUUCCCUCCCCGUUUCUUAUUGUGUUCUAAGACACGUCACGGGUCUGGGGAGAAUAUAGGAACUGCCAGGGAGCGUUCUAAUUGGUUUAGCGAAAGAAGGUAAACACACAUGGCUUGUUUGGUCGGUCUAGCGGACGCGGGAGGGAAAGCAAACUUGCUUUUGAGGACAUCCAUUUUCAGCAUUCCCCAUUAGUUGUACAAACAUUAGAACGUCGUUUUAGUGGGCGCGUGUUUAAUACCGGCAGUUGUUUUGGUCCCAAAGAUGCUACACCUCACCAUCAGUUUAACGAGUUCGAUUCACGGACAGUUCUCUUGGCCCGAGAGAUACCAAACACCGUAAACUCCUAUCUAUAGCAUGGGCAUCAAUUUUAACUACAAAGAUGAUCGUGGGGGAGGUGCCCGAAAGGUUGGUAGAGCUAGAUCCGAAGCCGAGAGCAACGCGUAACGAUGACAACCCUGUGAGUGGCAACCACCCGGGUACCUUAACACUGCUAACCAGUGUAACCUAGAGUUCUUACCAUAUACUUACCAACGGGACGAAAGGGAGCAAACAAGCACGAUCAACGAGAAGCAACGUGAACGUAAUGGACUGACCUCUGCCGCAAAGCUGUAAAACCCAAAGGCCCUUACGGAGCCAUAGGACGCCGCCGAAUAUCACAAGCGAGAGACUGCUGGCCAGCAUUGUCUCGAGUUUAACUUAGUCUAAAUUUCAUUAAGCCCUAUGUAAAGUGGACCCUUUAGUACCAAUAUUAAAGUCUGACUCUAUUUGCAGCGGAAAGGGUGACAGAGUCUGUCUGCUCUCAGCUAAACUAUGAAACAAAUAGCGUAUAGCCAGGUUCUGGGAAAACCCUUUGAUGUUUUAUAUUGUAUUCGAACCAGGAAAAAGAACAAAAGUAUCAGUUAAGAUUGGAUGGCGUACGAUUGCGUGAUGCCGAAGCAGGAUUCAUUUCGCGCAAGCAUGGUUUUGCUAUCUUCAAUCCGGAUCAGAAGUGAGUCUUACUGAUUUAAAGUGUUUUCAACGUGAUCUUGAUAAGUUCGACGAAUGCUUGUUUAUUGAACAAAGCGACCUUGAGCCUGUGGAACUACUGUCACAGUCGUCUGUCGUAAUUGUUCACCUUCUGAUACGUGGCUUAAAUGGUCCCUCUUACUGAUUUAACUCUCAGCAUGAUGUUCAUGUGAACAACACAAUGAGAUGGUCAAUAUUUUAUACCUGAAACUGCGCAGAUGAGUCAAGAAUUGUAGUGUGGAAUUUCUCUCUCACAGAUUUGCUUCAUUUAUGGCGCGAAGUGUGAGUUAAGCUUUGGUAGUCGUUAUUGACGGUGUAUAAUCUGGGACUGAGAUUGUACAAGACAAAUAAACAGUCCCUGUUGAAUUUUACGAUUCCGCGCCUCCAGAAUAUCUUAAAGUAGAACCAUCUAAGGUGCCAAAAAAGUGUAGAAAUCAUUUCAAACAGUGGUUUGCACUAGCAUGAUUAUCAGUGUCAAAUUAAGUGAAAAACAACUGUCUCAAACGUUUGUGGGAAUUGAACUGGAAAAAAAAUGUAUCUAGUGUAUUUUACAAUUAACUUGACCUGUCACAUUGCCUUAGAAACCUUUUUAAAGAUUACAAAAGUCUGGAGCUGACUGGAGAAAAUCAAGACGUCGUGGAUAGUUGGAAGGCUUCUUUUUUACGCGCUGGGGUCUACCCAGAAAGGGAAUCUUCAGAUGAUAAAAGUCUGGUGAGUUCCAUGUCUUAUUAUUGAUGGCGUUUGAGAGGGGUUAAAACAAACACGUGAUGAAAUAUGAGGUGGUAAUGUGGGCAAUUUUAAAGUGGUUGAUGCAGUUUUGUGCUGACAUAACAUUGGCCGAUGCGGAAAAUACCAUAAUAUUCUUUGUACUGCCGUUUCGGUAGUGCGUCAUGUAAACCUGGCUUUGCUUUAUCUUUUUUUCUUUUCGAAGAUAAUAACGACAAUCAUACCGUCGAACGGAACAUAGUUUAACAUUGCUCGCGUAACCUACGGAUCAGUCAGUUGUUUGUUUGCGCUGAUUUCCAAAAAUUGAUUGUAAGUUUUAAGCCAUAGAGAAGACCGUGAGUACCAACGUAUAAUGAUCCACGUGAUCUAGCGAGGCUCAAAAUAGAUCUUUUUUCUCUUUUCUCAGUUAAAAGAAAGCCCCUGAAAAAUCUGUGUGGGGCAGCUGAAAUGGUGUCACAGAAGAGAGUUGGAUGAGAGACCAUUACUGCUCCUUUCGGACGCAAUUACCUUAAAACCGUUAAUGCAUUUCGCGUUUUUCUUCCUUAUCAUUGUCGCAUUAACUUUUUGUAUUUUUUGUUCUCAGCAAGGUGAGAUAGGUACCCUGGACCCUCAGCUGGAACGACAAGUGGAAACUAUACGAACCCUGGCCGAUUCUUACAUCAAGAUUGUCAGCAAGACAAUACGGGAUCUAGUGCCUAAGACUGUAAUGUUCUUUGUCAUUAACAACGUAAGCUGCCUUCCUUACUAUACUUGAAUACGAUGAUGUCAUACAUAAUUCCGGUAAAAGAUGCUAUCGUAUUUCCGCGUGGACAGACGAAAGCGAUAUGAAUACGCUACUUGUGGACGCGUAUGUUGUCGAAAACGGAAAACAGUUCUCCGUUUUCAAAAAUUUCCGCCCGAUACGAGUACACAAGGCCUGAAGUUUGACCUGCCUCCUUCAGUGCUAGUUACAAAUCUACCGUUAGGUUUCUUGUAACUAACAGUCAAGAAGGCAGAAGUCUCUGCCGAAAAAUGCUUGCUAAAUUAAGAUCUGUUGUUUGUAACUUGUCGACCCGCUGCUGCGUACACCUUUUACUUUAAUUACAGGUCAAAUCACACAGUUUACAAAAGGCUGACUUGCUAACUGAAUGGUGGGUGGGUGAGCGAGUAUGGGGAUGGAUAAUUGCAGAUACUGAACUGUUCCCCUCAGGGGUGACAACCGUAAGUGAAUGUCUUGUUUGCUGUGUCUUACAUUACAGGUAAAAGAUUUUAUUGGCCAAGAGUUGCUAGCACAUUUAUAUUCGACUGGAAAUCAGGUGAGAGAAAGUUGAGAACAGCUUUGAUUCGCGUUUGAAAUACGUUUGGUGGAUUAGUAUUUUUCCCUGGAAUUGUGUUCAGGUAUUUAAUGUACUCACUCCUCAGACACAUCUGAAAAACGUAGAAUUCAGUGGUAAAAUGAGGAGGAGGCAGCGUGGCCGAGUGGUUUGAGCGCCGGACUUGCAUUUCGGAGGCCCCAAGUUCAAGUCCCGCCCUGACCGAAAGCUGGAUUUGUUCACGGUAGUCCCGAGUUCAAAUCCUCGGCCAUGCUUGUAAAUAGCCAGCUGGUUUGCCUCCGGCCAGUUGGGAUUCUGAACUCUGUUAAGUAGGCUUUUGUACAUUAUGCUAGCAUUUUUCGAGCAUUUUAGUGAGGCAAAAGCAUUGAACAUUAUUCGAGCAUUUUAGUGGCAUUUUCCCCGGAAAAUUAAUUUUUCCGAGAUAAUAAAAUAGAAAUUAACUUUUUUCAGGAGCCCAUGCCCCAUGAGCUCCUCCUUUUUUAAACAAAAUGAAGACAAAAAUUCAAAAUUCACAAAAAAACCCUUAUACAGCUGGUUUUUUUGGCUGUAUUUAUGAACUUGUACACGUUGUCGUUGUCACUUGCAACACUUGCACGUUUUUGUAAGUGUAAACUUUGAAAUUAAUUAAAAAAAACCGUUUGUAUAAUGAGCAUUAUCCGAGCAUUUUAGUGACUUUUUUGGGGAGACCGAGCAUUUUAGUGGGAAAAAUGGAGCAUUAAGGUGGAGCAUUUUAGAAGGGAAGUAAAAGCAUAAUGUACAAAAGCCUGCUGUUAAGUUCAUAUUUGUUUUAGGCAUUUGCUCGGCCCCACUAGCAUAAGUGCUAUAAAUACUGCCGAGGGUAAAUAACGGAAUUAUUAUCAUUAUUAUUAUUAUUAUUAUUAUAAAAGUAUGAUGAGAAACAGUUGCGGUGAAAGUGCUCCUUCAAAUGUCCGAAAUUUAAGGCUUUGUUGACCCUAUACCGAAUACCUUUUCGUGACGUCACGAAAAGCUCUUUGGUAUAGUAUGAACACCAAUGCGAUGUGUGACUCGCCACUUUAGAGAUGAGCGCGGCGCAGCUUCGCUCCAUUACAGAAAUGGCGCCGAUAUUACCGUUCUUAUGUGUGAAUAGAAGCCCUAUUUGGUAUGGUUUUCAUGCCAGCGAUGCAAGUGCUAUCCGGUAUAGUGUGAACUAUACUAUAGGUGCUAGCCUGGUUACUGUUAACCGUCUCGAAGUCAAAAAUAACCUACUUAGUAUGUGUAAUAAAAUGGUGACGAGUGAAAUUAGGGAAUAAUUUCACGCGCGUUUUGAAAUUAUUAGGAUUUGGACAAAACGCAAGUGAAAUUAUUCCCUAAUUUCACGAGUAUACCAUUUGAUUACCUAUUAAAAUCAUGGGUGACGAAUUACGUUAGCAAUCUUGGAUUUUUGACAUGUUUAUCCUGGAUCGUAUCGAUCGAGAACUCCAUUCUCUCAAAUGUUUAGACCUUAAAUUUGGCUUAUAAAGUUCAGAAUUUUUCAGACUUUUUCUGCAAAAUACCUGUUAGAAUCCUUCUUGAUGUUCUCUUGUGUGUUCAGCUUUUCUAAAGUGUCUUUUUGUGCCCUGACAUCUUUAUUCAUGGCAUUUUAAAACUUCGUCGCCAUCUUGACACUGAGACGUACGGAAGGGUUGCCAUGGCAAUUUUGUAAUUUCACAUGUGAAAUUACAAAUAAACGCUGAAAUUUCGCGCCAAAAUUAAGGAGUAAUUCGUCACCUAUGAUAUUACGGAGGAAACUAGCAACUUCUUUAUAGCUAUAGCAGAACCUCGAUAACCGGAGCUCCGAUAACUCGAAUUCCCCGCUAACUCGAACUAAAGUUCCUUUCCCUUGAUCAAAAUUUCACUGAAAUUUACCCCGAUGACUUGAAUUCCCCGCUAACUCGAAAUGUUUUUCGUUUCCCUUCAGAGUUCGAGUUACCGGGGUUCUACCGUAUAUGUACGGUAAUUUAAUCUCACCUGUGUUUCCUCGUCUUAAGUUUUAGAUUCUAGGAAUGUUACGAAACCACAAGGAAGACGGUAGUGAAGGCGUGUGCUUGAGAGUGAAUUCACGUUCUUUCAAUCUUCAUCGCCAUUAUUUCAAUUCCGUUUUGAAUUCUGCUGCGAAAUCCAAGUUCAAAAAUAGAGAAAAAAUGCGUCUUCUUGUGUUCACAUUUCCAUUGACAAUACAUCUCAUUAAGAAAUAUCACCCCGUAUUUUUGCACGGGACAGAAAAGAAAUGUACCAAAAUUUGUGCUGCACGUGCAGAGUAGUUGUUUUGUACAAGUUGAUGGUUUAUAAUGACGUAAACACAGCGACAAAAUUUGUCUUUUAAAUCUACUUCCUAAGAUUCAACUUAUGGAGAAUGCGCUUACAUUUUGAUAACCGUAGUCGGGUAGACUAAUGACGAUGAAAUUUGAAAGAAUGCGAAUACAUAUUAUAAAUACCGUUUUCCCUCCCGUCUCCGCCUUAGGCCCAGGCCAUACGUUGAACUUUUCAUGAGAAGAACCAAACUUAGUGAGUUAAAUUCAUGAAAAAUGCGACGUCUGCCUCAGUUAAGUUCGUCUGAGCAAGUUUGGAUCGUCCAACUCGUUCUAUCCGUCUGCUUCGGGCGGACAGACAGAACGUCUGAAGAUCGUCUCCGGGACAAACGUCGAUUGUCACAUGCGACGAACUAGACUUAUAACUUAAAAAUUUGUACGAUAAUAGGGCCAUUUAUACGAGGAAAAAUAAGACGCGUCUUGUACAUAAGACGCGUCUUAAAUAAGAUCAUCUAGACCCUGAGACAAGAGGGGGUCUCCCAAAAAAAAUUUUUCGGCUUCAGUUUGGUAUAAAAGUAAGGUGGGAGGGAUGGGUCCCCCAGGAUCCGCCACUGGUGUUAAUUAUGACUGUUCAUGACUCAGAAUGACCUGAUGCAAGAAAGCGAGGCCGAAAUAACUCGCCGCGAGGAGAUGCUGCGCAUGUUUCACAGCUUAAAAGAAGCUCUACGGAUAAUCGGCGAGAUAGACGCCACCACCAUUACCACAGCACUGCCGCCGCCUGUGGAUACGGGAGACCUGGACUCAAAUGACUCAUACAAACCUCCAAGGUUUGACAAAUAGUUUUCUCUUGAAAUAGACUUUUUACUCAAAUCCUUCUGUUGCUGCCAAACAUAUGUGAGGACCGCACACUCGAUUAAAAAAACUACCUUACAAGUUUGGUACGUUACAGAAAAUCCAUUUUUCAACCAAACAUCGUCAUGUUACGCUCCCAGCCCGGAUCCUUUCCCCUCCCAGGUUCGCCCAGGUUGAGUUUGAUCGUACGCUGAUUUCCCAAAGAGGUGGAAAAAAAUUUUUUUUUUUUUAAUGUGUGUAUAUGCUCCCUUUUUGUUGUUGUUGUUGUGUGUUUUAUUGCUCCGACUUAAAAGAGACGCGAAAUGGUUUAUAGGCAAUAUCUGGCAACAUUUUAUAGUACUUGUAAGAACAUUUCCAGUACACUUAUAAUUGUUUUUCUUUCUUAAGGGGAAGCAGACAGCCGCCCCCACCUCGACCGUCCUCGGGUGCAAAUCCCACACCACCCUCACGCCCUUCUCGUCCCGUCCCUAGCGUGCCAUCAAGACCAGACGGUACUCCAACUGUACCAAGGUAAGCAGUGCAUAUUUUACCACGCUCAAAUGAUUGACAAAUCAGUAUUCUCGUGUAUUCACCGAGUCGUUCAAAGCUGGGUUAAGAUAACCCAGGGUUAGUGAAAAAUUUGAAUUUAGAUAUGAAUGCUCAAGAAGCAAGUUCAGUUUAAUUCUUUUUGUCUACAAUUUGAUGAUUAGAUGCUCUAAAAAGAAUACAGAAAAUUAUCCGAGAAAAUGCUUUUGAACUAAAAAAACAGAAAUCCGGAUUAAAAUUUAACCCCGGGUUAGCGCUAAUCAGCCUUCGAAAAAGGCUAUCGAACAACCGGGCCCAGGUUCAAAAUUCACCAUCACAUCUCAGUCAUUGCGCAUAAGCAAAUAUCGACAUUCUUGUCCUAGCACAAGGUUCGUAAAAGAGUACGCAGGAUGUAGUUAUAGGAACCUUGUUUAGAGGUCUUAGCUGCCACGAGUCUUCCUGUAACUCAGUGGUAGAGCAUCUGGACUAGUAACCAGAGGGUUAUAGGGUCGCGCUCGGAUUUAUUCUUCCGAGCUACUUGUGUCAUUGAUUAAAAAAAAUCGUCUUUCUCGAAGCAAAAUACUCCAAAGCUAAGGUUGAAUGAAUGAGUAUACUUAAAUCGUAAUGUACUGCGAACUUUAACAGCAGUCAGGAUGAAAAUAGGUUGCAUCUCUUUGGACUCCGAUGCCUUUUAGAUGUCCAUAAGAGCGAAUACUUGAAAAUGAUAUACCUUCUUCCACACAUAGCAGUAACUUGUUGACGAGAGCCAACAUUUUACGGGUCGUUCCACAGGUCAAUAAAAAAUGAUCUGAUGUGAAAUGCGUCUGAUGUGUAACGUUUUUGUUCUUUUUGUGUCUGUUUCGCCACAGGAGACCCAAUGCACCAGCAAAGCCAGCUCCUCCGCCUCCAGUACCUGGUCGGCCACCUGUGCCCUCAAGACCUUAAAUAUCAGCUGUGUCUUUGCAGUUCAUAAUAUGGAACAUAAAGCCUGGUCCCAGUUAUUCAAAAGGUGGAUAACGCUCUCCACUCGAUAAACCUCUAUCCGGUGGAUAUUGUUAUCCCAGUUGGUUUCCCUAAUACUUAUCGGGUGGAUCGUGAUUUAUCCGAUGGGUAGCGCUAUCCAGCCCUUGAACAACUGGGACCUAGUUUCCGUAUAAACGUCGGGAUCGUCUAUAUCGCCCCGUAUUUUUGGGACGAUAGAGACGACUAUCCAACUAUCCGACUAGCAUAUGUAGAAACGUUAGUUCUGUCCAAUUGCACCAUAGGUGCGCUUGGUCGUCUCAAUCAUCUUUGCAAAUAUUUUAAAAAUUCUCUUAGGAUACCCGGAUUUGAAUAAUAAAUUCUAUUUUCUCCCGAGCCAGCCAAUCAGAGCACGCUAACCACUGAGCAGUUUUUAGUAGUCCGUAUACCAUUCGUAAGAUCUUUCUAAUCGUUAUUCCACUUCCUUCCCUACAUCUUUCUUGAAUUAAAUAGUACCUAAUGGCCAGCAACUCUCAGUUUAACUAGGUUUUGCGGAUCGGUGAAAACGAGAAGAAAGCAAUGAAAACAAAACAAAAAGCACAUCCUAACAAGAAAUAUUUUACGCCAAUGUUGUUCUCGUAUUCUCAAAUUUAAUUGUCGGGACAAAUGGAGGUUAUUUUUAUAAAUAGUUACAAGGUGGAAGUUGUUGAACGAAUUCUUUUUAGGUUAGUACUUCUUUUGCAAUGGUGAACAAGAUUGACUAGUACAGAAGUUCGGGCUUCCGCGACAACAAAGGCUUGACGCGAUUCAGAGAGAGCCUCCUCUUCACCUUCCUAAAAUGAUGCUCUGCCAGCAGGGUGAAGGUUGCAUCGUCAACAUAAUCAUUUUGCAGAUACUACUGCGUCUCUUAUUUCUCUUCAAAGUUACCGGGGUGGCAUUAAACGCCAGGGCGCUCUCGCACAGUGCACCUUAUUAGACUGGUAUAGUAACAAUUAUUGUGAUUAAAGUGGCCCAAUGAUAAACAACCUUUUGGUUUUUCAUAAAUGGAAAUAUACGUAUACCAAAAAAACAAAUUAUCUUUAAACACACUUAACCGAUUUAGCCCGCGAAGAAAUGAUGAAUUCAGGUCUUCAGCAAUUUUGCAUGAAAACAAGAUUGUCUCUCAUUUUGUCAUGCUAAACUCUUUAGGAAGGUAAAAAAUGCUGUUGCCCUUUUGUGGUUUAACCCUUCUGAUUCUUAGGAGAGUAGUUAAGUUUUCCCUUCUCCUUCGACAAAUUACCACAGUACCUCCUCUGUCUCUUUUCUUUUCCAAUGCCAGCCGAUUCCAUCAAAUCAUUUUGUCGAGUUUUGCUGGCCUUGUAUAAGCAUGGCAACAACAUGUAAAUAGAUAUAACAAUGCAGGAAUAAUUAAAGUGAAUAUUGGCGUAGUUAAUACCGGUUUACGUAGUUAUUUUUGUUCCGCC
Molecule: messenger RNA, 28182 nt
Organism: Porites evermanni
Lineage: Eukaryota; Metazoa; Cnidaria; Anthozoa; Scleractinia; Poritidae
Source: the annotation of a GenBank genome assembly